This is a messenger RNA of Ceratina calcarata, 1287 nucleotides long. It is a transcript of the gene Eh, whose product is annotated as Eclosion hormone. The transcript is spliced from 3 exons. Bases 394 to 657 code for a protein of 87 amino acids. Gene Ontology annotation, biological process: ecdysis, chitin-based cuticle; neuropeptide signaling pathway. The record is from RefSeq and is a predicted model, not a curated record. Gene Ontology annotation, molecular function: ecdysis-triggering hormone activity. Lineage: Eukaryota; Metazoa; Arthropoda; Insecta; Hymenoptera; Apidae.
CGCGGAAGCGCGAGAUUCCGGUUAUAAAUGACAGUAUGAAUAACGAAAGGAAGAAAAAACAAGCCGGGAAAAAAAAAGAUGACCACCGACGUAGCGGAUCGCCCGAGGGCGACGAAACGUCAGCGCGCGAAACGGGAAAGAUGAUUCGAGUUUAUUGGAAACACUCGCGAUCCCUCAUAUUUAACGAUCGUAGGAGAUGUGCUUUGGCCAGUUAUCUGGAUUCUUUCAUUAACUCCAUUGUUUCGUUAAUAGUUGUGCACUGAACAUCAAUGAGUCUUGGUAAAAUACGCGUCGAUGAGAAAUAUUGUUUGUGAAUUGUUGACUCCAAGGUAACCCGAAAGUUCAUGAACGUCGUUCACCGUCUCCUUUCCAAUCUUCGUUAUCGAGACCGCCAUGAAUAAGUCAACCCGUAUUUUGUUGGUGCUCUUCGUGGCCUAUGUUAUGGUUGUAAUGCUCGUCGCAGGAAGCGCUCCCUUUGAUCGAGCCGUUGGGGUGUGUAUCAGAAAUUGUGCCCAGUGCAAAAAAAUGUUCGGGCCCUAUUUCCUAGGCCAGAAGUGCGCCGACUCCUGCGUCAAAUACAAAGGAAAGCUCAUCCCGGACUGCGAGGAUGAGGGUUCCAUUCAACCGUUCCUCCAGGCCCUCGAAAACGACUAUUAGAUCCGAAUCGACAGAGUUCCUCGCUAUUUAAUAUUUAUUCGCGCCGAGUAUACGAGACACGUGCCAAAACAAACUGACGAAGAAAAACUCGAUGAUAGAUCGCUCGCGUAAUUUAUGUACAAACGUAGCCGAGUAUGACGUAUUUUUCAUGUAUUUUUUCCUUUAAUAACCGAUCUUUGGUCUCAGGGAUAUAUUUAUAAUUUGUGACUAAUGGAACGAUUUGAUCUCGUACUUAUGAGUAUUACGCAUGUAGUCCGUUUAGUUGUAAGUCAUUAUCGAUGUUCAGAAUAGUCAUAAGUAAUAUGAAGAAUAAUUCAUAAUAGUACGAACGAUAUUCAAAUAAGAUAUUAAAAUAUUUAAACAAGCUUCAGGCAUAUAAAAAACCGAAAGCGAAGGAUACCAAAUUGUUUUACCACAUUGAAUGAAGCGUAUCAUUAUAACAAUUACUGUACUCACCAGGCGAUGUCUACUCCAGGCUGGGAGGCGUCACGUGGCAUUCUGGUAUCGUAGACAAUGUCUGCUUGGACUCUAGUUGUUGUACCUGAAAAUUAUUUAAGCAUCGUCGUAUUAUGUACUAUUCAAUCGCAUAAUUAUAUACCCUUAAAAAAUAUAUUUACACGUUGUCGAAGA